AUGCUAGGCCCUUCCGAGCCGCCCAGCAGCAGCCGAGCCGCCCAACAGCAGCCGAGCCGCCCAGCAGCAGCCGAGCCGCCCAGCAGCAGCCGAGCCGCCCAGCAGCAGCCGAGCCGCCCAGCAGCAGCCGAACCGCCCAGCAGCAGCCGAGCCGCCCAGCAGCAGCCGAGCCGCCCGGUACCUGCGCCGCCCGAGCCGCCCGAGCCGCCCGAGCCGCCCGAGUCGCCCGAGCCGCCCGAGCCGCCCGAGCCGCCCGAGCAGCCCGAGCCGCCUGCUGCUGACCUACCCGACUCUCCCAUCCCGGUGAGACUUUCAGCUGCUGCCAUGGCCACCCCCAAUGUUCUCACUUUUGACGCUGAGGGGAGGGCCAUUGACUUUGCCGUCUGGAUCGAGGACCUGCAGCUGUACUUACUGUGUGAUGCGGUAGAUGAGGUCUCUCUCUUUGACUUUGUCUCUGGCGCUGUCCCUGCCCCGCCUGCUGAUGCUGACUCUGCCGUUCGCUCCAAGUGGGCGACCCGCGAUGCUGCUGCACGUCUUGCUGUGCGUCGCCACCUCCCUUCCUCUGAGCGUGCCCACUUUAGUCAGUGCAAGACCGCUCAGGCCUUGUACGACGCUGUAGUUGCGCGCUACUCCUCCCCUUCCUCCGCUACCCUUAGCCGCCUCAUGCUACCGUUUCUCUUCCCUGACCUCGCUUCCUUUCCCACUGUCGCUGACCUCGUUACCCACCUCCGCGCUAGUGACACCCGCUACCGCGCUGCCCUUCCUGCUGAGUUCCGCGCUGCGAACCCUCCUCCCAUGUACAUCACUCUCUACUUUCUCGUCACCCGUCUCCCUGAGUCCCUUCGUGUCGUUAGGGACCGGUUUCUCUCUGGGCCUCUCGGGGUGACCCUCGCACCCCCAUCUUUGAGGGGUGUGGUCCCUCCCCCCUGCUGCCCUCUGUCGCCUCUGCCGCUGCGGCCGACCUCGUUGGUUUUGAGUCGGUCGGCGCGGCGUCUGCCCCCAGUGGCAGACGCCGCACUGGCAAGGGCAAGGGGUACAAGGGAGCGGGUGGAGCCAGAGGGGGCGGUGGAGGAGGCGGUGGGGGUGGAGGGGGGAGUGGGGGUGGCGGGGGGGGUGGUGGCGGGAGUGGAGGUAGUAGUGGCGGCGGUGGAGGCGGAGGUGGCGGCGGAGGUGGUAGCGGAGGAGGCGGUGGGAGCGGUGGGAGCGACGGUCCUGGUGGGGGAGGUGGCGGUGGCGACGGGGGUGGCGGUGGAGGCGGGGGUAGCGGUGGAGGAGGGGGUCGGAGUGGCUCGUCCCAGCGGAGCAGCUCUGGGGGUGGUCAGCGCCAGCAGCAGCAGCAGCAGCAGCCGCAGCAGCAGCCGCAGCAGCAGCAGCGCUCUCGCACCGUCCCCGGCCCUCAGCAGCUCCGUGAGUGGUACUUGA
Messenger RNA from Closterium sp. NIES-65, 1422 nucleotides. NCBI's taxonomy places the organism in Eukaryota, Viridiplantae, Streptophyta, Zygnematophyceae, Desmidiales, Closteriaceae. The record is from the annotation of a GenBank genome assembly.